GUGACGUCAGUAAGAUCUGGCCAAUCAGAAUGUGGAGGGGCGGAGCUAAAUAGAAACAGCGGAUGAUUCAAAAGGAAGAUGGCGGCUGAGGAGGGUCCCCAAAACACCAACAAGCUGGACAGAAGGGGGACAACACACAGCGUGUUUACUUGCCGAGACACGUCAAAUACUGGCCAGUCGGUCAUCUUCAACCCAGACUUCUUUGUGGAGAGACUGAGACAUGAACAGCCGCAGACCUUCACCGACUUGGUGCUGGCCAAUGUCACCCGACUCAUCGACCUUCCAGGUGACGAGUUCGCUCAGCUGACUGGGGACUGCGAGCCCAGGGUGCCCUCCUCCUCCGGCUUCCUCCGCUCCUUCAACUUCCUCAAACGAAAAGAAAAAGGUGUUGUUUUUGGCGCACCCUUAACUGAAGAAGGCAUUGCGCAGAUAUAUCAGCUGAUUGAAUACCUGAGCAAAAACCAUCACAUAGAGGGGCUGUUCCGUGUGCCAGGCCACAGCCUGCGGCAAGCAGCUCUGAGGGAGAUGCUGAAUACCGGGGCAGAAAUAGAUCUCGAGACGGGCGACUUCCACCCCAAUGACGCUGCCACUCUGCUGAAAAUCUACCUGGGAGAGCUGCCUGAGCCCCUGCUAACGCACAGACAUUAUAACGCUCACCUUAAAAUUGGAGAGCUGAAACGCUUUGAUGAGAAAGGAGAUAAAACAAACGUGCCAGACAAGGAACGCCAAAUUGAAGCCUUUCAGCUGCUUUUCAUGCUGCUUCCGCCAGCCAACCGCAGCAUGCUGAAGCUCCUGUUAGACCUGCUCUAUCACACUGCCCGCCAUCAGCAAGUCAAUAAGAUGUCUGCCAUCAAUCUGGCAACGAUGUUUGCUCCACAUAUCAUCUGGCCCAAAAACGUGAUGGCAAGUGAUCUUCAGGGAAACAUUGAGAAAUUAAAUAAUGGUGUUGCCUUCCUUAUAAGGCACUCUCAAAAGCUGUUCAAGGCCCCUGCAUAUAUCAAAGACUAUGCACGAGUUUACUACACCGGAUCCAAAAUUCUUCAAUCAAAGGAUGACCUGACUCUCAGGUCUGGGACCAAAGACCUUUCAGUAUUGCUCACACCCACCUCCAAUUGUUCGCCGUACACGAGAAAGAUUGUAGGCAAAGUGGGUGUCACUGGCACCCCUGAGACCAGUGAUACCCAGACAUGCACUGAAUCGUCUCUCCGAGAGCUAUACCAGCAAGUCAAAAGCAUGCCCGAGUCGGCCAAGAAGAAGAAACUCAUUCGACAGUUUGAAAAACAGCCUUUGGGGACAGCCUCCCCUGACUCCCGGACGCCAUUCAGCAGAAAACACUGGCGGUCCCGCUCUUUAGGGGGCAUGAUUAAGAGGAAGGUGUUGGGAAGCCAAAUAUUAACAGGGAAGGAAAACAGCAAAGUGCAGAGGCCUCAAGCCAGCUGCUCAGUUGACACCAGAAGUGGAGGAGAAUAAGACAGCUGAGGAAACCUGCAUCUUGCUGUAAUGUGCAUUGAAACUGUCAUACGCUAUACAGUUUAUUUCAAUAUUUGUUUUUCUCUUAUUCAACCUGUGACUAAAAGGAAUUCACUGGGUUUUAUUUAACAUAUUUCUUAACCUAAUCGACAUUAGUUUAUCUCAAUAGUAUGGGUGCUGUAUUGCAUGUCUCUUAAUUUAAACCAUGUUUUACCCCGUUAAGAAAGCUAGCAGUUAAAAGAAGUUUUAUUUUUUGUUUUUUUUACUGAAAACUUUUUUUUAUUCAAUUUCAAAGGGUGAUAUUUAUUUGGAUUGGUCCAUUCAUGCAUUGAGAAAUGUUUACAUCAGUUUGUUGGAUGCAAGUAAGACCAGAGGUGUGCCUUAAAAUGAAUUUAUCUUAAGUUACUGUAUGUUACGUUUUCUAUUUAAUAUUAAGUUUAUGCAACUUUGAAGUUGCCCCUGAUCUUCCGAAUAUGAUAUGUAUUCAAACAAUGCAAUUUUGAAGAUGACGACCAAGGGUCAGUUUUUACAGGUUUGUUUUUCAGGAGGUUACUGCUGUGAAUUUAAAAAAUAUAUAUAUAUUUUUUUUAUUAUUUUAUUUUGAAGUCACUGUUUUUAAGAGUACAUUUAACUUUUUUGUUUUACAUCAGUUCUCAUUCCUACACAGCUCUUUGGCUGUAUCCAUGUAUGCCUUAUAUACACUUUACAGAUGUGAAAUACUGCAUUUAACCUUUAGCUUUGCAGGUUGAGUGCAACUUGGGUUGUGUAUAAUAACUUCUUAGGGGUUUGAGCCACUAUUGCUUUUGCAAAGUUUUUGUUUGUCAGUCACGUCUGGUUUCCGGGUACAUAGCCACCCUGCCUAAAUGUUACACACAUCCUCUAAAUGUUACACACACGGUCUAGGUGGCACAAUUCAAACAUAAGGUGUUGACUGAUACUUCUCAUCUACUGUGAAACCCACAAGACUGAUUAAACACUUAAAAUGCCA
Molecule: messenger RNA, 2458 nt
Organism: Nerophis ophidion (straightnose pipefish)
Lineage: Eukaryota; Metazoa; Chordata; Actinopteri; Syngnathiformes; Syngnathidae
Product: rho GTPase-activating protein 19-like
Exons: 11
Coding region: 79-1470 (463 amino acids)
Biological process (GO): regulation of small GTPase mediated signal transduction; signal transduction
Cellular component (GO): cytoplasm
Molecular function (GO): GTPase activator activity
Source: RefSeq, a predicted model, not a curated record